Macadamia integrifolia is the source of this 905-nucleotide messenger RNA. Its product is annotated as photosystem I reaction center subunit V, chloroplastic-like. The record is from RefSeq and is a predicted model, not a curated record. Gene Ontology annotation, biological process: photosynthesis. Gene Ontology annotation, cellular component: chloroplast thylakoid membrane; photosystem I. The coding region runs from base 225 to 764 and encodes 179 amino acids. The transcript has a single exon. NCBI's taxonomy places the organism in Eukaryota, Viridiplantae, Streptophyta, Magnoliopsida, Proteales, Proteaceae.
GCAGACCAACUCGGAUUGGGAAAUCAUUCCUCUCCCCACGACGUCAAGAUUUCUCAAUCUUUUGUCUCUCUCUUCUCCAAGACCAUUACAGCACAGAUCAGUGGUGUUUCAUUUCCAAUUACGGCAGAAGUUAAGUCUGAAGUCUGAAGUCUGAAUUCAUUCUUGGCUGGGGAAAAGGAAAACUGAGUGGGAGAGAAAGGAAGUAGUAAGUAAAAGAAGGAAGAAUGGCCUCGACGACCACCUUGUUCUCUACACUGGCACCGUCGUCCUCCGUCCAGAAACACCACGCUCAAGCACUGCUGACUACUUCUACCCCAUCUCUUCAUCAAUGUUUCCAAGGACUGAGACCCAUGAAGCCCACGGACGGGUCCCUUUUCGUCCAGACCAUGAAGAAAUCCGCCCAGGCAUCCUCCUCCGCCACUAGGAAAUUGAUGAAGAAGGGUGGGUUGAGAGUGAGAUCGGAGCUGAACCCGUCGGUGGUGAUAAGCCUGAGCACGGGGCUGUCUCUGUUCUUGGGGAGGUUCGUGUUCUUCAACUUCCAGAGGGAGAACGUGGCGAAGCAGGGGCUUCCAGAGCAGAACGGGAUGACCCACUUCGAGGCAGGGGACACCAGGGCCAAGGAGUACGUUAGCCUCCUUAAAUCCAACGAUCCCGUUGGCUUCAACAUCGUCGACGUCCUCGCCUGGGGUUCCAUCGGCCACAUCGUCGCCUACUACAUCCUCGCCACCUCCAGCAACGGCUAUGACCCCAAGUUCUUCGAUUGAACAAUUUUUAUUUAUUUCAACCUUAUGUUUCAACUUUUCAAAUGGAAGUUUCUUUUUUUCAGUGUUGAUGAACUUUAUUAUGAUCUCAACUCUCUUUCUGUUCUAGCUCAAUCUUAUGAACAAAUUACUAAUUCCUUGUGA